UUGCACCGCACCGAGGAGAUGGAAUUUGAAAUUUGACCUUCGAUUAUGGUGUGAUAUUGCAUGUGGACUGUAGACGUCAACCUUCUCCUAAUCAGGAUAGAAAACCACGUGCUCAAAGUCAAGUUUGAUCAAGGUUAGCAGUGAAACGUGAUACAGAUAGGAAGCACGCUAAGACCUUUGCAUGUUUAUAGUCGUGUGUUAUUAUAUAAUUGGCGUAUUCUUUGAACUCUGAACAAAGAUCGGGACAGGAAAAUAAGAUCUGAAUAAGAUCUGAAGAUACAAAAUUUUCUUCCGCUGCGAUCAACGCACCGACGAUACCUGCAAGUCAUAUACUCCCCGAGGAAUUAACGAUGCCUUACGUUGAAUUCGCUCCGCUUCGCAUCCCUUUCCACCGACGUUUGGAAACUGCAGCUGUUGCUCUGUAUUAUUACUCUUUUUAUUUCGGUGCACUCUUAGGAACAGUAAUCAUCCUUGGCCUGUUCUUUACGUCAUAUUACCCGAUCGCAAUAAUUUAUUUAACUUGGGCCUAUCUGAUCGAUGGACGCACUCCCGAUCACGGUGGACGGCGAUCAGAAUUCGUAAGAAAAGCGCGAGUGUGGAAAUAUUUCAGAGAUUAUUUUCCGAUCAAGCUGAUUAAAACGACCGAACUGGAUCCAAGCAAAAACUAUGUAUUUGGCUACCAUCCUCAUGGAGUUCUAUGCGCGGGUGCAUUUUGUAAUUUUGCCACCGAAGCUACGGAUUUCAGCAAUACCUUUCCCGGAAUAAUACCACAUUUAUUACCACUAAUGGCUUUGUUCAAACCACCGUUAUUUCGAGACUACAUUAUGAGCAGUGGUAUGUGCAACGUCACUCGUGAGAGCUGUGAGUAUAUUCUCACAAAGAAAGGGCCUGGUAACUCAGUGGUGAUUGUCGUGGGUGGGGCUGAGGAAGCAUUUGAUGCCCAUCCUGACACUUACACCAUAAUCCUGAAACCCAGAAAAGGAUUUAUCAAGCUUGCAUUGAGAACUGGUGCCUCUCUUGUUCCUGUAUUUGCUUUUGGAGAAAAUGAUCUUUUCAAUCAAGUGAAGAACCCUCGUGGUUCCUGGCUACGAGAUAUUCAACAAAAAAUUCAGAAAAAAGUUGCAUUUGCCCCUGUGCUUUUUUUUGGUCGGGGUAUUUUCCAGUACACGUUUGGAUUUCUGCCUCACAGGAGACCAGUCAAUGUUGUUGUUGGAACUCCUAUUCCAGUUACAAGAGUUGCAAACCCAACUUCUGAUCAGCUGGAUGAUCUCCACUCCAUUUACAUUGAAAAACUUAAGCAGUUGUUUGAAGAAAACAAAACUAUGUAUAAUGUUCCUGAAUCAACUGAGCUGAUAAUUUGUUGAGAUUAUUUACAUUAAGAGAAAUGUUUGAUUGAGUAAUGUACUAACUAAUCCAGGAUUGCAAAGGUUGAGGGGUAAAGAAAUCUCUCUUGACCUCCGCCUAACCUAUCAGAUGCAAAACUAAAAUUAAUCAAGGUGAGUCACUUAACUUAAGGCCACUAAAAUGUAUUUAAUUUGAAUUUUUAUGAACACCUUAAGAAAAUGCCUUUCUUUUGAUAGGCUAUUUCCAUGACUAAUUUCUCAGGAUAAUGACAUUCAAUCAAAACAAUGGUAUGCAUUGAAUAUUUAUCCAUACAACACAUUCUAUAUUACAACAAAGUUUCAUUAGUUUCUUAGUUUUGACAUGGCAUAACACAGAGAUCCUUAGAUCAGGAGCUGAUCAAAGAUUCUGGUUUGGUCAUUAGCUUGUACUCAGACUCCACUGAUUCUUUCUCAUCAAGUUUGACACAAAUUGUUAAAAAGUUUUUAACCCUUUAACUCCUAUGAGUGAUCAAGACAGGAUUUCUCCUUACAAUAUCAAUACAAUAUCAAGCAGACAGGUGAUGAGAAUGGAGAAAAAUAUCAAUUGGGGGAUUAUAAGUUGAUCCAAUAUCAAUUUCUCCAAACUAACACCACAAGAACUGUAUGACAGACAGUAAGGAGAAUUAGCAUUGAGAUCUUGGGAGUUAAAGGGUUAAAGGAUUCAAAGAGUUUUUGAUAAAAGACAUCACUGAAGUUGUGAACAAAAUUUAGGGGG
Pocillopora verrucosa is the source of this 2097-nucleotide messenger RNA. Its product is annotated as 2-acylglycerol O-acyltransferase 1. Gene Ontology annotation, molecular function: diacylglycerol O-acyltransferase activity. Gene Ontology annotation, biological process: triglyceride biosynthetic process. Gene Ontology annotation, cellular component: endoplasmic reticulum membrane. NCBI's taxonomy places the organism in Eukaryota, Metazoa, Cnidaria, Anthozoa, Scleractinia, Pocilloporidae. The record is from RefSeq and is a predicted model, not a curated record.